Lotus japonicus is the source of this 8767-nucleotide messenger RNA. RefSeq lists its product as uncharacterized. The record is from RefSeq and is a predicted model, not a curated record. NCBI's taxonomy places the organism in Eukaryota, Viridiplantae, Streptophyta, Magnoliopsida, Fabales, Fabaceae. Bases 6440 to 8767 code for a protein of 775 amino acids. The transcript is spliced from 2 exons.
UUGAUCCAUCAAGUCAUCAAUUCUCGGAAGCGGAUACUUGUUCUUAAUCGUCACUUUAUUCAGUUGUCUGUAAUCAACACAAAGUCUCAUACUUCCGUCUUUCUUCUUUACUAACAACACUGGAGCUCCCCACGGUGAUACACUUGGUCUUAUGAACUUUUUCUCAAGCAACUCCUCUAAUUGCUUCUUCAGUUCGGACAAUUCAGAUGCAGACAUCCUGUAUGGUGCCAUGGAUACAGGUCUGGUACCAGGUACAAGAUCAAUUGUAAAUUCAACUUCUCUUUCUGGCGGUAUAUCAGGAAUUUCAUCAGGAAAUACCUCAGGAAAUUCUCGCACCACUUGCAACUCAUCAAUUAUAGCUUGAUUCUCGAUAGAUAACGACGCCAACAAUGAGAACAUAUGCGCUUCGUCUUGCAUCGAUUGCCUUAGCUGUUUACCAGUCAUCAAGCCAUCUUCUUCCUCUUCCGCAGUAGAAAACCUCAAGGAUUUGUUAUAACAAUCGAUAUGAACGUAGUUAUACUCUAACCAAUUCAUACCCAAGAUCACAUCUAGACCGCUUAACGGUAAAAAAAUCAAAUCAACAACAAAGUCUCUGUCGAAGAUCGACAAGGGACAAUUCAAACACACACGAGAAGUAAUCACCGAUCCCUUAGCUGGAACCUCCACGACCAUUUCCCGUUUCAUAGAAGACAACCCCAGACCCAAUCUUUCAACACAAGCAGCGGCAGUAAAACAAUGAGUAGCACCGGUAUCAAUAAUAGUGAUUAAUGGCGUACUAUUAAUGAAACAUGUACCUCUGAUACUUCGGUCCUCACUAGGUGUCUGAGUCCCAGCCAAAGCGAACACCUUGCUACCAAGCGCUUUCUUUGGUUUCUGACACUGAGUACUGAUAUGUCCUUCUUAUCCACAAUUGAAACAAACAGCUUCCUUAUGCCUGCACUCAGAAACUGCAUGUCUCGCCUUACCACAACGGAAACACCUCUUCACCUCAGCAGUAGUGCACGCAUUGCUCUUGUGACCAAGCUGUCCACAUUUGAAACACACAAUCUUAGCAGGAGCGUCUCCCCCACUAGUCCUCUGACCUGAAGAAAUUCUCUGUUUACCCUUUCCCGCAUCAUAAGGCUUGCCACGAUUCUGUUGACUCUUGCCUCUCUUAUCGGUAACAACUUUGUGAUGAGCAUUGCUAUCUUCUUCAAAGAUUCUACAACUAUCAACCAAAUCAGAGAAGACACGAAUCUUCUGAUAUCCAACAACCUUCUUGAUGUUAGAGCGCAAUCCAUUCUCAAACUUGAUGCACUUAGAAAAUUCAGCACCCUCUCCAUUAAAAUGUGGGUAGAACUUAGCCAACUCAACGAACUUCGCAGCAUAUUCUGUCACCGACCGAUUCCCUUGUUUCAGCUCAAGGAACUCAAUCUCUUUCUUACCCCGAACAUCUUCAGGAUAGUACUUCCUCAGGAAUUCCUUACGAAACACAUCCCAAGUAAUUCCCUAACCUGCAGCUUCCAAUUUGUCGCACAUUUCCAGCAACCAGUCAUCAGCUUCGACUGCUAGCAUAUGAGUGCCAUACCGAACCUUCUGAGCUGGAGUGCAAUCCAUCACACGGAAAAUCCUCUCAAUCUUCUUCAACCACUCCAAUGAUCCAUCCGGAUCAUGCUUACCCUUGAACACCGGUGGGUUCUCUCUUUGGAAGGUCGUCAAACUGCGAGAUCCAAAAUUCUCGUCAGCAUUCGACUGAUUCUGCAUAGCUUGAGCCAUCGCUUGCAAAGCAGCAGCAAUCGCAGCAUCAUUCCUUCCAGCCAUCUUACCACUACAAUACAAACAUCAGUUAAAAUGAAAUAACAAUACUCGAUUGUUAGACAACUACGACUCGCUAACUUGGCCGGACGGACCGACCUGCUCUGAUACCACUUAUGUAACACCCCAAUUCUAAUCGGUAUAUAUAUUGCAAAUAUCAGAAUGAUAUAAUUUCAAACGAUCAUGAGGCAUUACAUAAUCACUUAAAACAUUAACAUAAUACUCCUGUAACAGAUACAUAGCACAUAAACUUGAGAAGGACUCAUAGCAGACGAACAUAAAAAUGAUGAACAUAACUGCGUUAAACAUAACUAUUCCUGUGGCAGAUAAUUUAUUUUUAAUAAUAAAAAUAGUUCACUAAAUCAAUCAAUAAACAACGGAUAUAACGUCUUUAAAACUUAAAGAAAACAUAGCAUCUUGUUCACAACUUAACAGGAACAACUCCUCAAUGAUAACUUAAUUCAACAACAAAUAUAACAGAAACAAAACAAGCGUCCAUCCCCCCUCCCCCCGAGUGAUACGUAUCAGAGCAAGGACUCCAAGUCGAAAUCAAGGCUAUAGACUACUCCUCCUGAUUACCUGCACAUUACCAACAAGGGUAACAUUCAAACAGAAGGGGUGAGAUAUCGAGUAUCAUAAAUAUAAGAAUGGCAAUGAAUAUGCUAGAUUAAUGCCACACGACUUCUUUUUACAUUCAUAUAGCUCAGUUACUAAAACGGUCACAAAUAACGUCAUCGACUCGGAUGCAACUUGAACACAACAAGGACUAUGCAUGUGCAUGAGGUACCAACAGGGCUUCAGCCCUCAUCACUAAUUGCCAAUUAUUAGAGGCACAAGGCAUAAGCCUUCAUCACAAAACGCCAAUACAGGCCAUCACAGAGUAUGCAGAUGCAAUGCGACUCGAAAGGGCGUAUACAUCUCAUAAUCAUCAUUUCAACAUGAGGCAUUGCACCUAUAUCACCACAUCACUAUCAUCGCUUAAAACCACAUAAUUCAGCACCUUAUUCUUUUUUUUUGAGAAUAAACCAAUAUAUUAUAAAUAAAGGGAAGGAACGGUGCAAAGCACCGAAUACAGAGGAACGAAACCGGAAAGAAAAAGAACAGGCAAAGGAACAAAAACAGCUACAACUAAGGGAUAAAAACAGAACAGAACAAAAACAAAAUAAAGCAAGAAACAACAAAUAACAAAAAGGAAAGCAGGGAGGCCAGCAUCCAGGAUCACCAGCAUCAAGGAGACACGACACUAAGGCAACCUCACAACGAACCGGAGCACCACCAAAGAGAAUUUGUUCUGCUGCACCCCGCUUUAGCCACCGAGUCAGCAGGACCGUUGGCUUCACGAAAUAUAUGAACCACCUUGGAGCAUUUAGUUAGUACCAUCAAGGAAUCGAUCUGGUUAAGCUCAUUCAGUAAUUUCCAGGGCCUAUUUGCUUUGGAAUUAACCCAACCAACGGCGAUUGUCGAAUCGCUUUCAAUCACCACCCCCUGGAUUAGGAACUCCUGGCAGAACAGAAGGGCUUUAAGGAUGGCUCGCACCUCAGCCUCAAAAGCCCAGCCAAACCCAGCAUUAAUUGAAAAAUAACCAAGGACACGAUUCUGGUGAUUACGAAGGACACCCCCAGGCCACUAGGCCCAGGAUUCCCCUGAGAGGCACCAUCAACAUUAAACUUCAGGGUUCCAAUAGAUGGGGGAUGCCAGGACGCUGAUCGAGGACUAUGAACCUUCCUAGAAAUUUUGAUAUUGCAGAAGUUUGUGCUGAAUUGAUCCGAAUCGAAGGGGCACUCCUUCCAAUAGGCUUUCACCCACCAAACAAUCCUCAACACAUGGAGAACCCAUACCUCUUCCUUGCUGAAAGGUUUGUGCCUGAAAACUACAUCAUUUCUCCCCACCCACAAAGACCACACCAACGAGUAGGGAAUCAAUUUCCAAAGCAGAGGAUCAGAAGCUACGCACAGAAAUUCCCACUGAUUUGCCAGAUCAAGCAGAGAUUGAGGAGUAACCCACGAGAUACCUUCUCUUUUCAAAAUAUCUCCCCACAUAUCCCAUGACAUGGGGCAAUGAAUGAAUAGAUGAUCAGCAGUUUCAGCACAUAGAAAACAAAGUGAGCAGGAGCCAUUAUCUUCCAAAUCCAUCCCUAUUCGUAAUAGGUUGGCUUUGCAAGCAAUCUUAUUGUAGCAACCCUGCCAGAAUAGUAGACCAACUUUUGGAGGAAUCACUUUUUUAACUUGUGAGGGAACAUUCCAUUUGUCACUUUCAAAAACCUUGUCUUCUACCCACUUGCAAAUACCCUUGACUGAAAACAGCCCUGAACUAUCAAAACUCCAACAUAUCCGAUCACAGGUUCCAAGGGAAGGGAACUUGCUGUUAAUUUGAGAGACAAACGAAUUAUGAAUUUCCAACUCCCAAUCAAAGAAAUUGCGCCUGAAGGACAGAUCCCAUACCCAUUUCCCUUGAAUAAAUACACCUACUUCAGCAACCAUACAAGUUUUAUUUAAGCUCAUAGCAAAAAGCCUUGGAUACUUGUUGCGGAGAGAGAUAUUGUCCACCCAUGGAUCCUCCCAAAACCUGGUAUUAGCUCCAUCACCGAUGUUAAUUAGCAUCCCUUCUUUGAGUCCCUUUGCUAGCAAUGAGUCUUCAUAAAUAAUAUUCACAAUGUCCUGCAUAAUAACUGACCAAUUCUUUCCCUCCACCAUAGCCACAUGGAAUAACAAGAUUCUAGGAUUUAAAUUGUAUUUGGCUAUGAGAAGUCUCCUCCACAGGCUCUUAUAUUCCACUCCAAACCUCCAUGCCCACUUUAGAAGAAGAGCUUUAUUUCUCCAUCCUAUGAAGCCAAGUCCAAGGCCACCAAAUUCGUGAGAUUGACAAAUCAUUGUCCAUGGUAUCCAUGCAAUUUUCCUCCCUGCUUCCUCUUUUCCCCAUAGGAAGCUCCUUAAAAUCUUCUCUACUUCCCCCACCACCUUUAGAGGAGCUUUGAAUAUGGCCAUUAAAAAUAGUGGAACCGAGCACAAUGUAGCUUUCAUCAAUGUCAACCUGCCGGAUAAUGAAAUGAAUUUUGAAUUCCAUGAUCUUCUUUUUCUUCUUAGUUUGUCCAGCAUUGGUUCCCAAAAGGAGACACGGCGAGGAUUACCGCCUAAGGGAGCACCAAGAUACAGAAUUGGCAAUUGACCUAUGCUCCAACCAUACAUACCUGCCAUUCUUUGAGUCACCCGGACAUCUACAUUGCACCCAAUGAUUGUUGACUUAUGCAAAUUCACCUUAAGUCCAGAGGUGAAGAGAAAGGACAGCAAGGGGAAGAUUUGGAAAAGAUAGAAAAAAUUCAGAAUUAAAAAAGAAUUCUGGAGGCUGGAAUUAUGUGCCGCGCGACCGCGCGAAGUUACCGUGUACUUCUGAUGCGAUCGCGCCACUUGUCAGCGUUCUGGAAUUAAACGCACCAGAUUUCGUGCCACUUUGGCUUACAGCGUGCGCAACCGCACCGGAUCACGUCUUCAGCAGAAAAGACAAAAAAGGGGUCCCAGCUCCCUGCUUCGCGCACAUGUGAUCACGGUGUACAUCACCCAUGUGCACCAUUUGAUUGGAAUCCGACGCCAGGAAUUGCGAGGGUGCAUGUUCUUACGCUGAACCCCGCCACACUGGAUCUCAGCCUCACCAGAACGUAGAAAACACUAUAAAUAGCGUUUUAAACCUAAUUUUUCAUGUUCUUUGCACCCUUGGACGAAUUUGAGCAAGCCAGAGACCCAAUUUUGGUUCUUGAAGGAAUUUUUCCAGGUUUUCUUUGAUCUUCUAUGUGUUUCUUCUUAGAUUCUGAAUUAUUCCUCAUGUCUAUGAGGAACUAAUUCUCUCUUAGCACUUGGGAUGCCUAGUCCUUUGGAUCUUAUGCUUUAAUUUGUACUUUGGUUGUGUGUUGGAUUUCUAUUAUGAUUUAUGAAUUCCGUUUCAGUUAUAAUUUUAUUUGAUUGCAAGCAAAUACCUUACUAAUUUCUGUGAGACUUGGAAGAGUGAUUAGAAAUUAGGGAUUUAAGGGAACGGAAUUUAUUAACUUUUCUCUACGACCUUAGGAAUGAGGGUAGGAGUUAAUAGUGGUGGCCGGAAUUAUAACUUUAUCUUUAAUCUGUUGGUUUAGGUGCUCGUAAAACAGACUUAAUAUUCAGAUUAAAAGUCUGUCUUGUUUAAGGAAUUAGCAAGGUCAGAAUUUAGGCUAUAUCACCAUAGAGAGUAAUUUUUAUUUCACACAAACAAGUUUGAUUAGGCAUAAGUGAUAAUUGGCGAAGCUAACCCAGGUGCUAUUUUUCCAAAUUAAGUUUCACAAAUUAUAUUAGCUUUCUCAUUUUUCCCUGCAAUUGAACAAUUAAAUCAAGACCCCCAAUUCUUAUUUUACUUCUGCUUACUAAAUCAUAGAAUUAGUCUGAAUCGAUAAUUGAACACAAUCCCUUGGGUACGAUAUCUCUUAUAUUACUACGGGCAAAUCUGUAUUCUUGCAGAUUGGCUUAUCAAGUUUUUGGCGCCGUUGCUGGGGAUUGUCUUUAUUUUAUUGAUUUAAGCUAGUUUUUAUUCUUUAGAGCUUUGCUUUUAAUUUAUUUUAUUCAAAAAAAAUAAAAAAUAUUUGUUUGCUUUUAAAUUGGUGCUCUUAAUUUGUUUGCUCAAGUGUAUGCGAGGUACUGUAGAUCCAAAUUCUCUACUUUUUGAUCCUGAGAUCGAGAAGACUGCUCGCAAGAACAGAGCUCAACAAAGAAGAGAAAAAGCAAGAGAAAAGGCCGAAAGUACCAUGGCUGCAGAGUCACCAGCUGAGAUGGAGGCAAGGCUCCGUGGUCAAUUAACUGCAGAAUUUAAUGAACGUAUGGAAGCUGAAUUACAGGCUCGUUUGAUUCAGAAUCAAGAGAAUGAGGCUGCAUUGGAGGCCGAGAGAUCCCUGAAAGACCUUAAUGCACCUCAAAUCAGUUUCAGAUUUGAGGGAAGCAUUGUCAAUCCAACAGACCUACCAAGAGGUUUCAAAAUUCCACCACACAUAAUGCACUCGAUAGCACAGAAUCAAUUCGGAGGAAGCGUACUGGAGGAUCCAUAUGCUCACAUGGAUCGAUUUACUAUGCAGGUGUCCCCCGUGGUAUCUGAACAAGUAAGUCUGGAUGAUGUCAGACUAACACUCUUCCCCCACUCUCUGAGGGAUGCUGCUGAAGAGUGGUUGAGGGCUCAACCUCAACAGAGUAUAAUUUCUUGGGAUGAUCUAGCCAAGAAGUUCUCAGAAAAGUUUUUUCCUAGCUCUCGCAUGAGGCAACUGAAGCAUGACAUCAAUACUUUCUAUCAAAAGGAAUCAGAGAAUCUUUAUGAUGUAUGGGAAAGGUUCAAGGGACUUCUUAGAAAGUGUCCAGGCCACAAUUUGAAAGAAUCAGCACAGGUAGACAGGUUCUAUGCAGCUCUCAACAGAGAUACAAGAGUCAAGUUGGACCUUGCGGGCAAGAAUGGAGCUUUUGAUCAUCUGUCAACUAAGGAUUCGCUUGAAAUCAUCAACAAUCUGGCUGAAAGGGAAGCCCACUCUAGCUAUGAUAGAUGCAACAAGAGCAGCAUCAAUGAAAUUCAGGCAUAUGACAAUGUAAUGGCGUUUAACAAGGCACUGUCAGAGAAGAUGGAUGUCAUGUUCAAGAGGAUGGAUGAUCGCAAGAUGAGCGUUGAGAAUGAGGCAAUGGAUGAAGAGAUCAAGUAUAUGAGAAGCUCUAGGCAUGAUCCACCUACUGGUACAUACAACCCCAGUUGGGCCAAUCAUCCUAGUUUUUCUUACAGAAAUCAAGAUGGAUAUGCACAGCAAGGAAAUUCUAAGCAGUACUCCAAUCCACAAAGGGGCCAAUAUCAAGAUCAGAGGCAACAACCUCAACAGGAUCAGAACUCUGGGAAAAGGAGCUUGGAAGACAUUGUGGGGCAACUAUCUCAAACCACUGAAUCUUUCAUGACUGAAACCAGAAAUACCAACAAAAAUCAUGAGGCUUCCCUUAGGAAUUUGGAGAAUCAAAUGGGUCAGAUUGCAAAACAGCUUUCAGAAAGGAGUCCAGGUAAGUUACCUUCUGACACUAUUGAGAAUCAAGCUAAUCUUUCUACUAUAACUACUAGGAGUGGUAAAAUUUUAAAAGAUGCUGAAAGAAAGAUAGUAGAAAAGAGGGGUGAGGAAGUAGAAAAAUCUAAGGAAGAGAGUAGGGAAGUAAGUGCGAAGAAAAAAAAUAAUGAUAAAUUCAAAGAAAAGAAAGAUAAAGAGAGCACCACUUUCCCCAAUGACAAGAGUUGUUGCAAGGUACCUUUUCCAAAAGCUUUAGUGAAAAAGAAUUUAGAAAAGCAAUUUUCUAAAUUUCUUGAGGUUUUCAAAAAGUUACAAAUAAACAUUCCAUUUUCUGAAGCUUUGGAACAGAUGCCUGCAUAUUCUAAAUUCAUGAAAGAGAUACUCUCUAGGAGAAGAAAGCUGAGUGAGGUAGAUGAGACCAUAAUGAUGAGUGAAGAGUGUAGUGCUAUCUUGCAAAGGAAACUUCCACAGAAAAUGAAAGAUCCUGGAAGUUUCACACUUCCUGUGGAAAUUGAAGGUCUACCUGCUGCUAAGGCUCUCUGUGAUUUGGGAGCAAGCAUUAAUUUGAUGCCUCUCACCAUGUUUGAGAGGUUGGGUUUAGGAGAGGUCACUCCUACCAUGAUCAACCUACAACUAGCUGAUAGGUCACUCAAAACUCCUUAUGGGAUCAUAGAGGAUGUUCUUGUUAGGGUAGACAAAUUUAUUUUCCCUGUGGAUUUUGUCAUAUUAGAUAUGGAAGAAGAUACUAGAAUACCUCUCAUCCUAGGAAGACCCUUUUUAGCAACUGGUAAUGCAAAAAUUAAUGUGAGGAAGGGAAUUCUUUCUUUGAAAGUAGGAGAAGAAAAAGUGAGGUUUAAUGUUUUUGAGUCGUUGAAACAUAGGAAUGAUGAGAAUAUCUUUAGUGUUGAAGUAGUGGAUGAGUUUGUUUUAUGA